UCCAAAAGAAUAAUCAUAAUAAAACAAAAAUUCAAAAAACAGCAUAGCGGUUGCCGGUUACCGUUUAAAACCCUAGCACAAGCGUUCAGUAAAAGCCGCAGGAGAAAAUGGGGAGCGGGAAAGCGGAGAAGAAACGGAAACGUCCCCAAAACCCUAAACGCAACGGGAAACCUCUCGGCUCUAAGUCCGACGUACCCAAAUCCAAGUCCAAGAAGAAGAAGACGAAGAAGGACAACAAUCACCAAAACGACGCCAACCAAAUCAAAACCAAAAACAAAACAACAACUGUUACCGGCGACAGCAACAACCCACUGCCAACACCGGCAUCACCGUCGCAGCAACUCAGUUAUUUUCUAAGUCAGUUUCAAUCCGCCAAUGGGGUCCAACUCUCUUCACUCGAAAUGGAAUCAAUUAAAGUUAGUUGUAUUUUAGAUGUUUCUGAAGAGUUGGGUCAAGAUGUAAUGAGGCUAGAGAGACAUAUAAAGGAAGCUUUUGGGGCAAAAUGGAAAGAAGAGCUUUGUGAAGGGAAGCUCAUUGAAGGGAAGAUUGAAGCAGGAAGUCCUGCUGUUCUUGUUCUUGCUACUUCGGCUUUACGAUCUAUUGAACUUUUAAGGUUUAUGUUUGAUAUAGCUGGUUAACAUUCAUGUGGAUUGAAGGGAGAGAAAAGAAAUUGAAUGGUUUCUUUUGUUGGAUAGCAAAAUGGGAGAAGUGAAAAGAACAGACUUUAACUAGAACUUUCAAUUUUUUUCCCUAUUUCUAGGAGUACAUGUUCAUGAGGUUAUUUAAAUUUUGAUUUAUCUUUAGAUUCUAGCCAGAAAGGAACUGAAAAUUUUGUUCU
Messenger RNA from Durio zibethinus, 838 nucleotides. The record is from RefSeq and is a predicted model, not a curated record. Lineage: Eukaryota; Viridiplantae; Streptophyta; Magnoliopsida; Malvales; Malvaceae.